GGUCCACGGCGCAGGAUCUCGUCUCUUCGUCAUUUUUACACGACUCGUAUUCGACUCGAUUUUUUUUCUCGAGGAGAGGCCUGAAGAAAGUGAAUCUUCCCGGUGUGGGUCAGUCAUUCGGAUUACCCCGUGUCUUUCGAAUUGACACGGCAGACCCGACGCGAUGUCGUCGACGGUUCGGGAGAGCUCGCACACGAGCAGAAAGAUCGUGACUCAUGGCGGACCUAUAUCCGGACAGAAUUAUUCGGCCAACACGACGAACAGCCUCGAGAACAAUUUGGACGCGCUGCUGGAGGACCUUCAGACCAGCGUCUCCAGGAGCGCUACUCCCAGCAGAGGACGCAUCCAGCCUCAGGUCGAAUAUAGAGUCGCUGCGAACCCCACCAGAGUCCUCUCCGAAGGCCGACCCACCUCACCGACUCGAACGACCACGACCACUACCGAGAAAUAUGUCACCACGGGGCUCAGCGGCGAGCCGAGCGGCAUUCCCGGCCUGGAGAUGCUCGACAAGGAGCUCCAAGACGUGCAGCCCGGCCAGAGCAAAACGGUGGCGUACAAGCAGGUGUCCUACCAGUACAACAAGAGCCUCGAUGGGAAACCAGUCGACUCGUGGGCUAUGUCGGAGAAUGGCCUGAACAGCUCCGGACUGCCCUUGGUGGAGGAAAUUCACGAAACCAGCUACGAAGAGGCGAGGCCACGAAGACUUCGGUCUCCGGAGCCUCUCACCAAGACUGCCACGGUCAGCAGAGAAUUGCUGUACAGCGACAGCUCGUCGACGUCGCCUCUGCCCAGCACUAAACAAAAGGACGUGAAAUUCAUCCACGAGUCGAGUUACCAUGUGGAGCCAAGGCCAGCGCAGAGCACGGUGACGACGGUGCAGACGAACGCGUCCCAGGAAUACGGGAACGUGGAGUACGUCCCGGUGCCAUCGCCAGCAACGGCGGUGCCCAUCAACCUGGCACCAGGACCCAACACGAAAGUGACGACCACGAUCAAGACCUACACCUACGAGCUGCCCGGGGCACCUGAGACCUACCUCUCAGGUGGCAACCUAUCAAAGGGAGUCGACCAGACGAUCACCUACACCUUGCCGAGGGGGUCCGAGAAAACCAUCGCGUAUCAGACGUCAAGCGAUUCCGGGUUAAGGCCGGUCAGUCCAGUCACGAAUGGUAGCACGUCCCCGGCAGACAUGACGAAAUCGACGACGCUUCACAAAGAGUCAAAGUACUACGUGGAGGAGCACGACUACCAGCCCGGGAGGCCGGUGAGUCCAGUGAGGCCCUCGGGAACACCCUCGACCAGCGUGGAUUUAAAGGCCACCGUGACCAGGAACGAAAGGUACUACCAAUACAACUACCCCAAUGGAUAUGGACCAGGGACGGAUAGGGUGGACCAUAGCAACCAGGUCGCGUAUCCCGGCCCGUCCCCGGUCAUCAAAGAGACCAAGUCCACCACCAUCGACAGAGUCGAGGAGCACUAUCCCAGCAGACCCCCUUCCGCUGGGAGACACCCGACCCCUGAUGGGUCCCACAGGACGACCACCAAUUAUUAUCCCACCCAGCAGUCGAGCAGCUCCGUUUACAAGUACUCGAACACCACUAGCACCAUACCGCCCAGCAGGCAUCCCGACGACCACGAAGUCCUCCUUCCAAAACCUUUCCCCACGGGCGGGGUUCAGGUUUAUCCCCCGAAGUCGACCUCCAACGGCCAGGGACCUCCGGCCAAACUGGAGGACCUCAUGGCCUCGUUCUCCGAUUCCGAGAGAGAGGUGCUGGCCGACAUUUCGAAGCAAGAGCAGGUCCAGAAACGGGGCGAGGGCCCGAAGAAGGAAGUGGACUUUGUGGCACACACGCCACCUAAAGUGAAGACAAAGAAUGUCCCUGGACCUCCGGUGUACUAUCCUCCAGGAUCGGGCGAAUUCUCGAAAAAGGAAGAAUCCAGCGCGUCCAUGUCGCAAUCAGGAGGUGGAUGGCAGAAGGCCAGUGGAAAAUACGAGUACGAGGCUUCCAGCAAAAGCAAGAGCAAAAGCAGCAGCGGAAAGGCCGUCGUUCCUGUCUGCUUGCCACUUUGCUGCGCCCUUCCGUGCGUAAUCAUGUAACAUAUUACGCACACUCGGCUACCGGAUUAAAACGAUUUAAUCGCGGUGUCUAUAUUGCCUGUAAUCGUUGAUCGGCUGAAAAUGAAAACGGAGUAAUCGGCGCGAAAGGCUAAUGUAAUAUAUCGUUUAGGCCUUCGGCGAAGCUGCACUUUCGAUAACCGGUCGUAUGGUAGGUAUGCACACUUGAUUCUCUGCAUAUUUAUGGGGUCAGGCCCUUUCCCCAUAAGUAAGAGUCUAAACGAAAACCGAGUAAGUGCCUGUAUACGCAUGUACAGUUUUCCUUUCCUCCUAAAUCGCUCCUUAUUUAUGCCAUGCCAGUUAAGUCCUGUUAUUUAAAUAAUUUCUAUAGUGUAUCUUCCGCGAUACGCGCUAAAUAUCAUUACCGCUGUAACUAAUACUUAAUUGUCUUAAUUAAAUUACUGUCAUGCCUUUGUCUAUCGAUAAUUUAGAGUAGCGGUGCUGUACUUGUGUAUUUAAUGCUAAACCUUUAAUUCAGAGGCGUAUAUAAAGUUACUCUUUUAUUUUGGCAUUGUUACGUGACAGUGGCCUCACUUCGAUAUGUAUAUUUCAAUUGCUCGUACCCUGUCGCAGCCAUUUUGUUUAAGAUUAGGAAACAUUUUACUGUCUAUCGAUGGAUGAGAGUUUGGAGCAGUUGCAUGUCGUGCAGUUGAAUUCUCAAUCAAACUUUUAUAGUGAUCUUACUAAUAACGAUACUUCUCAUUACUAAAUAAUUAACUCGAUUAGAAUUCAAUUUCAAUGUUAGUCGCCUCGGGAGGGGGACUGAUAUGGAAUUCAGUAAUUCUAAGGCAAACCCGUGAAUUUUGGUGCUAUAAUAAUUUUAGUCACUGAUAAUCUUAAGUAAUGCUAUACAUAUGACGUACAUUAAUAAAUGUAUAAUGUAAGGGAAACAUGUAUCGAUUAUUAGCUCUAAUGAUUUAUACAAACGAUAUAGUACCUUGCUGUACAAUGUAAGUCGUGUAGGCCUUGAUUUGCCCUGACGAUAUGUUUUAGAGUAAUUAUAAACUGGUUUGUUUCUAAUCAAUUGUAGUCACGUAUGCACAGCUUUUGGUAACGAUUAUAUUAUGUUAUACAAAAUAUGAGUAACUGAGAUAAAAACAAAAUGUUCUUA
Orussus abietinus is the source of this 3227-nucleotide messenger RNA. RefSeq lists its product as uncharacterized. The transcript has 11 exons. Bases 164 to 2098 code for a protein of 644 amino acids. The record is from RefSeq and is a predicted model, not a curated record. NCBI's taxonomy places the organism in Eukaryota, Metazoa, Arthropoda, Insecta, Hymenoptera, Orussidae.